Messenger RNA from Emiliania huxleyi CCMP1516, 1032 nucleotides. RefSeq lists its product as hypothetical. The coding region runs from base 1 to 1032 and encodes 343 amino acids. The record is from RefSeq and is a predicted model, not a curated record. The transcript has a single exon. NCBI's taxonomy places the organism in Eukaryota, Haptophyta, Isochrysidales, Noelaerhabdaceae.
AUGGGAUCGACGGGCGCCGUAGACUACGAGACGGUCUUUGACUGGCGCAACAUGCACUGGCGCCCGCCACCGCCGCCUGCCGAGUGGCGCUCUCGUUCCCUCAACAUCUGGCGCGGCCGAGACUGGUCUGCCUCCUGGCGAGACGCAAAGAGCGAGACCGCCCUCGAGAAACGACUGUAUCAGGCGAUACCGCACUGGACUGACGUCAUCAAUGGCGACUCACCUCACGCACGGCGCUAUUGGGCCAACGGCACACUGCCCACGCGAGUGGCAGCUCCCGGUGGCGCUGGCCGCUCCGAGAGGCUCGCUUGCCCGAGCAACCCCGGGGCGCGAACGCCCUUGCAUGCGUCGCAGCCCGAGUGCGAGGCUUGGUGGCCCGUCGAUACACGCUGCGUGGCGUAUGUCAUCGGGGUUGGCGAUCUCCCAAAAGGUCGGCAGGACGCCUGGGGCUUUCCGAUACAUGCUGCCAAGCGGGGCUGCAUCGUACACGCUUACGACCCAACGAUUGCCCUUCGUCAGCGGCAACAGGCGGCGGCACAGCAGAUCGCUUUGAAGCUCAGAAAGGGCCGGCAGCACGGCAACCUCACGUUCCACUUUGCGGGCCUCGGCGCGGGCCGCUCGCGCAACACCAUCAACUCGUUCGGAGCCAUAGACGGCACCGUGCUGUACACAAUGGCCGAGCUGGUGGCGGCGAACAAAGCCGACGGGGGCUGGCCAACCAUCCUCUCCAUCGAUUGUGAGGGGUGCGAGUGGGCGGCGCUCGAGCAAAUGGCGGCGGAUCCGCGCGCGCUGAAGAUCCUAGGCGGCGUGAAGCUGCUGUUCCUCGACGCGCACCUCUCACCGACGAUGCUUCCGCCGACACCGCGCCAGUUUGUCGUGGCCUUGGAGCUGCUCUUCCACCGGCUGGGGUUCAGACUGCGCUGGCUGCGCAGCGUCGACGGAUUUCCGGCCGAUCAGAAAGUCGCUGACUUUCUCGGGGUCGCUGGGCUGCCGGCCGGCUUCUGUUGCUACGAGAUGGUGCUGGUGAGAUAA